This is a messenger RNA of Phialemonium atrogriseum, 1290 nucleotides long. RefSeq names its product putative transmembrane emp24 domain-protein 9 protein. The transcript has 3 exons. Gene Ontology annotation, cellular component: endoplasmic reticulum-Golgi intermediate compartment; Golgi apparatus; COPII-coated ER to Golgi transport vesicle. Gene Ontology annotation, biological process: Golgi organization; endoplasmic reticulum to Golgi vesicle-mediated transport; intracellular protein transport. The record is from RefSeq and is a predicted model, not a curated record. Lineage: Eukaryota; Fungi; Ascomycota; Sordariomycetes; Cephalothecales; Cephalothecaceae. Bases 251 to 910 code for a protein of 219 amino acids.
CGCGAUAACGUUGGGCACGUGAUGAUCUCCAUUCGUACCCCUGGCUGGAAUUUUCGAACGUGGCAGCUUCGAAGGAGGCUCGCGCUUGCUUGCUCUUGGUGGAUUCUUAGCCUCACCUCGAAUUCUAGGCGACGGGUGCGACUUGAUAUCGCUGAGAAGAGCUUCAAAGGAGACAAUCUUUCCGGGGCCUCUUUUAAGAGUCGCAAUAAUUACCCACAACUUCGAUUGAUUCUUCUGUACAGCUACCACCAUGAGAGCCCUCCUCCCCUUCCUCGCCCUGAGCUCCGUCGCCCAGGCGCUCUAUUUCUAUAUCGACGGCCAAACCCCGAAGUGCUUCAUCGAAGACCUUCCCAAGGACACUCUGGUUGUUGGACAUUACACAGCAGAAGAAUUUGAUGACCACCGGCAAGCAUGGUGGCAGCACGAGGGGCUUCAUGUCUACAUCUCAGUUGACGAAAUCUUCGACAACGACCACCGGGUGGUGUCCCAGACGGGCGGCAGCAGCAGCAAGUUCACCUUCACGGCCGCCGACGCGGGCGAGCACCGGGUCUGCUUCACACCGACGUCCAACAGCGGGCGGGGCAACUGGCUGUCGACGUCGGCACCCAACGGCGGCAUCCGGUUCACCCUCGACCUCGCCACGGGCGAGUCGAGCGCCAUCGAGCGGAACGACAAGGACAAGCUCGAGGACAUUGCCACCCGCGUCAAGGACCUGAACGCGAGGCUCAACGACAUCAGGAGGGAGCAGGUGUUCCAGCGGGAACGAGAAGCCGAGUUCCGUGACCAGUCCGAGUCGACCAAUGGUCGCGUCAUCCGGUGGAUUCUAAUCCAGUUGACGAUCAUGGGCGCUACGUGCGUCUGGCAGCUGUCCCACCUGCGGUCCUUCUUCAUCAAGCAGAAGCUCACAUAAGGGAAAGGCCGCCCAUGUCGUUUGGCGGCUACGCUACACCGGUUUCUUCUUUGCUUUUGCUGUUAUUCCCGCGGGGGGACGAGCCUUGGAUGACGGAACGGUGCGGACUGUGUGGAGCUGUAUGGUAAAUCGGACGGGAACCAGGCGGGGAUACCACCAGUCCAUUCAUAAUCAUCGUUAUAUAGAGAUGAUGGUGCGUUUUGAGUGCGGCAUUUGCUCUCGAUGUGACGAUGAUACACAUUUGACAUGGCUUUUGGAGAACGGAACUCUGGUCUCGACGAUUCUCAAAUAUCUAUAAUUCUACGGUAGAGAGAAGCCCUCAGUGUGGUUCUUCGGCGAGGCCGAUGAAAAAACAACCCCAAAAAAACAAAGCCUUGCCC